Messenger RNA from Fundulus heteroclitus (mummichog), 8119 nucleotides. Its product is annotated as polypeptide N-acetylgalactosaminyltransferase 10. Bases 1 to 1821 code for a protein of 606 amino acids. The record is from RefSeq and is a predicted model, not a curated record. Lineage: Eukaryota; Metazoa; Chordata; Actinopteri; Cyprinodontiformes; Fundulidae. Gene Ontology annotation, cellular component: Golgi apparatus. The transcript is spliced from 12 exons.
AUGAGGCGAAAGGAGAAGAGGCUGCUGCAGUUCGCCGGGCUGCUCAUAGCGGCUCUCCUCUUCCUCCCCAACGUCGGUCUGUGGUCGCUGUACAGGGACCGAGUGUUCGACAACUCGCCCGACGCGGUGGUGGACGGUCCGGGCGGCAUCCCUGCGAUUCAGGGGGUAAACCGGGUGGGGAAGGACGCCAAAGUGGGUCGCGAUGGCGUGCGGCGGAAAGACUGGCAUGACUACGAGGUGAUCAGAAGAGACGCAGCUCGAUCUGGAAACGGUGAGCAGGGGAAGCCGUUCCCGCUGACGGAGGCUGACAGAGUGGACCAGGCCUACCGGGAGAACGGCUUCAACAUCUACGUCAGCGACAGGAUCUCUCUGAACCGCUCCGUCCCAGACAUACGCCAUCCGAACUGCAAACAGAAGCUGUACUCGGAGAAGCUGCCAAACACCAGCAUCAUCAUCCCGUUUCAUAACGAGGGCUGGUCGUCGCUGCUGAGGACCGUUCACAGCGUGCUCAACCGCUCCCCUCCAGAGCUCAUCGCAGAAAUCAUCCUGGUCGACGACUUCAGCGACAAAGAGCACCUGAAAGUGGCGCUAGAGGAGUACAUGGUGCGGCUGCCGAAGGUUCGCAUCCUGAGGACGAAGAAGAGGGAGGGUCUGAUCAGGACUCGGCUGCUGGGAGCCGAUGCCGCCAAGGGGGAGGUCAUCACCUUCCUGGACUCUCAUUGCGAGGCCAACGUCAACUGGCUGCCCCCUCUGCUGGACCGAAUCGCCCAGAACAGGAAGACCAUCGUGUGCCCGAUGAUAGACGUCAUCGACCACGACAACUUCGGUUAUGAAACGCAGGCGGGCGACGCCAUGCGAGGGGCUUUCGACUGGGAAAUGUACUACAAGCGGAUCCCCAUCCCCGCGGAGCUGCAGAAGGACGACCCCAGUGAGCCGUUUGAGUCUCCUGUGAUGGCAGGUGGACUGUUUGCUGUGGACAGGAAGUGGUUCUGGGAGCUGGGAGGAUACGACACGGGGCUGGAGAUCUGGGGAGGGGAACAGUACGAGAUUUCCUUCAAGGUGUGGAUGUGUGGCGGUCGGAUGGAGGACAUCCCCUGCUCACGGGUGGGACACAUCUACAGGAAAUACGUCCCCUACAAAGUCCCAGGGGGUGUUAGCUUGGCCAGGAACCUGAAGCGGGUGGCAGAGGUGUGGAUGGACGAGUACGCCGAGUACAUCUACCAGCGUCGCCCGGAGUACCGGCACCUGUCUGCUGGAGAUGUGACGACGCAGAAGGAGCUACGCAGCAAACUCAACUGCAAGAACUUCAAGUGGUUCAUGAACGAGGUGGCCUGGGAUCUGCCCAAGCACUACCCGCCCGUGGAGCCCCCUGCUGCCGCGUGGGGAGAGGUCCGUAAUGUGGCCAGUGGAUUGUGCAUGGAGAGUAAACACUUUGUGUCUGGGAGUCCGAUCCGACUGGAAAACUGUGUGAAGGGCCGGGUCGACGUUAGUUGGAGUCACGGACAGGUGUUCACGUUUGGCUGGAGAGAGGACAUCCGGGUGGGCGACCCAAUGCACACCAAGAAAGUCUGCUUCGAUGCCAUUUCCCACCACAGUCCCGUCACGCUGUACGACUGCCAUGGCAUGAAGGGGAACCAGCUGUGGCGCUACAGGAAGGACAAAAGCCUCUACCACCCCAUCAGCAACAGCUGCGUGGACGCCAACGCCAACGAGCGGCGGGUCUUCAUGAACACGUGUGACGCCUCCUCCCCUAGCCAGCAGUGGCUGUUUGAGAGAACCAACAGCACAGUUUUGGAGCACUUUAACCGCGGGACGAACUGAACCCCCGGCCGCUUAGGGAGCCGUGAAGCUGCUGCUGAUGUCGCUGCUAUUGCUGUGAACAGGGGGGGGGGGGGGUAUCCCUGUUUGCCUGGAGCUGGGGGAAGGCUGUUUCUAUUGCAAAGGUGCCAGAAGUAAAUCAAAAGGGGAUAUCGUGGAGGAAAGUUAGAGGAGAGACUGAAAUUGUUCCUGAUCGAUGGGUUUAAAAGUAACUUAAGAGUGUAUUAGUUGCGCUUUGGCAGCGGGUCUGUCUCACUUCCUGGUUUUUUGCUUUUGACUUAUUAUCCCAACAUUCCUCCCCAGUCCUUCUAUCCUCUCUCGCCGUUGGUUCUCUCCGCCCUCCCAGCGCUCACUGUGUGCCUCUGCCCUCCCGUCCGUCUCAAUCUCCCUGCAUGGCUGCACCUUUGCCCACCCUUUCCAUUCUCUCCCUUUUAAAUCCCCUUAUGUCUCUCCAGCUCUGACAACCUCCCUGGAGGGGGGAGGGGGAGGCUUGUGGGAGGGAGGGGGCUGGUUUGUGCUGAGCCAAAGUCGUCCUGACACCCGGUGAAGCCAGGCAGAACCACUCUGAAGAUCAGCCAGCAAGCAGGCUCUCCUCUGCAGCACGGCCCUGCUCCUCGCCUGCAGGCGCAGAGCUGCCGUGAGCGGAGCUGACAGCGAGAGCGAGGGGACGAGACUGCCACCUUCUGCACGCGCUCGGCUCAUCCCCCCCCCCCUCCGUUCUAUGCCCCACUCAGCGUUUAUCCAUGACUCAUUCUCAGAUUUGUCUCUGUGCCGCGUCGGCCUUUCUAUUUUCUUCAAAGGCGGUUGCCAUCUGAUGUUGGGAUCUGUGCCGGCCGGGUCCCGCUGGCCCGUGCUCGGGACAGUAGGACGUCUCUGCAGAACAGAACGAUGCACAUUUGUUUCUGGCUGCAAACCGACCCGUUUCUUAGGCGUCACGCAGAGCUCAGUCGCAACUUUGAAAACUUGAAAUGUGUUUCCCCCCCCCCUCGUGCUCGGCUCUCUGCCCCCACACGUAAACGUUUCUAAGCUGUCCUCUGCUGCUCCCCGGUCCAUUUACCACAACGACCCCGCCACAGACGGACGAGCGGCGGGCCUCGUUCUCCGGCUGCGUGACGGCGAGGCCCGCUGAGUCACGGCAGGCCGAUCCCCGAUUGGCCGGCAGCCGAGCUGAUGCAUCACUUUGGCUGAAUUUCUCUGGACGGUCUCACUGAGGCGGUGCUGGGAUUCAGAUAAACUUGAAGGAAAUAAUGGAAACUUGAAAAUUUAGUGCCUUUUAUUGGACUCAGAAAGUUUGUGUGUUCACAGCAAAAGUUUUUUUUUUCCAGGCAGUCAGAAAGACUUUUGGUGAUUGUAAAAGCUGAAAUGACCCGAUGAAGUGAACGCAUCGCUGUUUGUUCUCGACUCCUGUGAAGCUUUCAAUGUGAACGCACGCCGAAAGCACCGAGCUGGAGACUGUUUUUCCUGGCAUAGUUGCUCCUGCCUUCAAAGGUUAAUUGUAACCUUUGCAGACCUUUCUUAUACCUUGAUCAUGGCAUGAUGCUGUGUUUUCUGUCUUUUUCUCUCCUGUGUUCAAUCCAAAGUACUUUAAUGGCAAAGGGGGGAGGUUCUGGUGUUGGUUUUUAAAUCCUUCUUAUUUCAGAUGUUUUUGCCUGACGUUAUUUAAUUUUUCUCCAUCUUUUAAGAUCCCGAUUGAUUUUUGUUUUCUUUCAGUUAAAAUCAUGCUUUUGUUUCUGGUUGUCCUGGGAUGCUCUGAUUCUGUAAUACAGUUUGCACAGAUAAAAAAAAAAAAUACACUCCCUCAGUUUUGUUCCAGGAUUUUGCCUCAUCACAGUUUUAUUGUUUUCCUGUCUUAUCUGUGUGUUUAUAAACUAGAGACGCACCAAUUCAUUUUCUUUUUCUUAUAAAGUGUGUUAAAACUAUACAAUACUCCCACCAUUUCCAGUCCAUGAACAUAUCAACCAACAGUUUGUGCUUUGAUUAAACUCAAAGUGCAUCAAGGUCAGAUAAAGAUACCUUAACAAGCUUUGAUGCAUUAUUGGGAUAAUCUUGUAUCUGUAAUUUUCAACAAAAAAAAAAAUACGUUUUGUUCUUUUAUACUUUUUGUUUGUGUUAUAACCUUUAGAAUAAAAAUAAAUGCUUGGUUCAAACUAGAGUCGGCAGGUAAAACCUCAAUGAAUUUCAGAAAUUGGAUCUGGGUUGAAGAAAUGUGAACAGUGAAUGCUAAGCAUCUUUCUUCACUCACAUCUCAAAAGACAUAACUUCAUAAAAACGUACAUUUGAGGUUCAUCGUGAACAGAGCUGCCCAACUUUGAAAAAGAGGCUUUUAGAAACUUAUGUAAGGAAGAAAUGCAUAAUCCCCCCCAAAACGCUUCUGCACCGUCUUGUUUUCAUUCAAUCAGCUGUGAAGCAAACACUCAGGAAGCUUUUAAUUCCUCUAAAAGAUCAGCCUGGUGCUUUGCCAGCAGUUCAUACAAACUCUGAAAACAUGCAAUGUAUCUGCAGCGUCCCAUGCACCGGUAUGCAGUCUGUGCUGUUUCUGGGUGGCUGAAGGAAGCAGCUCCCAUUUUGACUUAUUUGUUCACAUUUUACUGUGUGUGCAGAGUCCAGACAUCAUUCCGCAGCAAUAAACUAACGAUUUAAACUUCUUUUCACUUCAAAGAGCUAUGAAAAAACUCUAACAAGUAACCAUAAUAGCGUACUUAUGUCCUGCUCUUGUCAGUGUUGGCUGGGUCAUUUCAUGUGUUUCUGGGUGCCAGUAGUGACCCAGCAGCAGGUUAGCUUGAUCUAACGUUAAAAAAAAGAAAAGAAAAAAGGAUUUUUUUAUCCUUACGUCACUGACUGUGAAACUGAAAAAUAUGUUGAAACCACAAACUGGCCCACAGCUAAAUAUGACAACUGCAGCUGCGUCCACAUCUGUGCCACAAUAUAUCCAGAUAUAGAAAUAGAAAGUUCAUCCAUCUGACGAAUCUCAAAAUAAGUCUUGAUGCAUCAGCUACCGUGAUGUAAGGAAACAAAAAGCAUUUAACGUACAAAGUAACGUUAGCUGUCUGACGUACCCGACACAUGCUUAUUAACAGCAACUUAGGAGUCUUAAUUGCAACUAUAUUGAGGCCUUUCAAAGCAUCCACAGCAGGCUGAGAUUAAAGCGAAAUGUGGUUAGAAAGUCAAAUGAUGGUGCUGUAAAUUUUCAUUUUCAUUCCUAACUUGGCUUGGCCUCCAUCAUAGUGAUGAAUCAUCAGUUUAACAAUAAAUUAGACCGCUACAAUUGCAGGUGGCUUCUGUACAUUAAAAUUUUUAAUUUAAGGACAAAACAUUUUUAUUUAAACUUACUUGACCUUACAGACUCUUUCCCCACUAUUUUUAUAAGAAAUAUGUACAUUGUAUUAUUUGACCUGAAAUAGGUCUUUUAUCUUUUUAGUUGAGGUCCUGAAUCUGUAGCUCAGAAGUCCCUCCUCCCAGCUAGAUGUCUGGACAUGUCGCGCCUCGUAAGAUGUUCAGGGAGUGACAUCUGAUUCACCGACUCUCUCUGGAAGCUCGGUUACCGUCUCAUGACCCAGUGGGCCCAGACUCCUGCAGGCGUCUGACCUUUUCCCAGCCUGAUACCACAUGAGUCUCCUGCUGCUCGUCUCCUCUGUAACACAUAUUCACUCGGACAGAGUUUUAAAAGGACACAUCAGGAGGGAGACAGCCUGGUCAAGGUGUACUGAUUCUGUUUUUGUGGAGAACAUUUGGUGGAGCGACGGAAACACAAGGCAGCUCUUAUUCUAGUUUGAAAAGAAAGAAAUGAGUCAUUGCAGCUUAAAUCUGCUUCACUUCCACCUAUUUAACUGAAAGGAAGCUGAUCUUCAGUGAUAAUUUCUGGCACCUGUUGGUUUGGUAUUUUUGAGCUUUGAGAUCAAACAAAGCGGCACAAAUAGCUCAGCUGUCUGACAUUCCUGAGCAAAGGAGCCUUGAUCUUAUUUUUUACGUUCUUCUUCUUCUUUUUUACCUUUUCAAUUAAAGCAUUUAGGGAAUCGCAAUCCUGUUGCGAUAUCUCCUUUUUAUUCUUCCAUCUAGUCCAGAGCUAUUUUAUCCAGUCUGAUCAGUUCAUGUGGCCUCAGUUUAGCGAGGACACCGCUGAAGCUUUGCCCCUUUGGCUCCUUGACACGUCUAAUGCCGUGUUUUAACGUGUUUGUCCAUCACAAGCUUUUGUUUUGUGUCUGUGAACCUCCCCAAUAGGAUUUACGGCUAUUUUGUCUUUUUAUUGAAGUCUUUGAUUUGAGAUAAAUUAGUGUGUAAACAUUGCAGUUUUUUUAAGAGACGCAAUCACCUUUUAUUUUUUGCUGUAUGGGAAACAUGGCUCGCCACCCAGGGUGCCACUUCAGGUGGGGCGGCACAAGUUUCAAAGCAAAUGACCAGUUCUAACCUGAAUGAGUUUUUUUUUUUUUUUUUUUUAUUGCGAACUUGCAGAACCAGUAAAAGGAGACAGAACAUAAGAAAGCACUGUAAGAAAGUGUGGCCGUAUACUGCAAGAGGCUAAUGAAGAAGACUUCAGGUACUAAAUUUAAGGGUUGUUGCAGAGGUUGUUUUUUUUGGGGGGGGUUGUCUUUUUUAGAGGAAUUUAUGUGAAUUAAACCACCUCUAGUUAAAAUCUAAACCCCAUACACUCAGCUAGCUUGUUUUCCAAUCCCGUUCUUUAGCAGCGUUGGAGUUUUAUGCAAUCCUUAUUCUAUGGGUGAAAACAGACGAUGGGAUGUUCAGGCUGUUUUGGGGAUUAGGAGCACAUCGGAUUGAGACGGGUGUGGAAAACACAAUAGACUAUAAAAUAUGGACUAGAUUCUUUAAAACCUCAGAUUGCAUUUUGGAAACCUUAAAUAUUUUUUGUGUAAAGAGGAGAAUGUGUAUCAGGCAGAGAGGGAGGACUCGCCCAGGGUGCUAUUAAUGUAACAACCCCUGCUGGAGAGAUGAUUCAACUUUGAGUCAUUUGACAUUUAAGCAAUAUUCCCUAAGGAUGUAUUGACAUUUCUUUCAUACUUAAAAAAAAAAAAAACAUAUAAUCAAGUGAUUUGUUCCUACUGUAAAAGCUUCACACCCAGUCUUAAGCUGCAAGCAGACAAACUUUUAAUAAAUCCACUGUGAGCUGCUCAGCAGGACUGAAAACUUAAGAAGGUGUUGACAGUAAAGGAUUUCUAAGUAUGGAAAUUGGACAUAUAUUCUCAGGUUUUGGUGCAGACAUAAAAAAAAGCUAAAUUAACCUCUUAACACUGAGAUUCUUAGUCUAAACACAGGCUUUUUCAUACCUACCAAUUAUCAGUUUCUCUUCAAACAUAUAUUCCCCCUGACAGAUCUGUAAAUGAGGUUUACAACUGAUCAAGCAUGUCUGUUUAUAGAAAAACUAUUUUUAAGCCUUUGUUCAGGUGUCUAAAUGCUUAUGUUUGGACCAAAAUGCUCAAGUCCUAACAGGUUAAGGGUAAAUUAUGACAUAUUUUGUAGAAUCCUUCCCUCUAAAUAUCUGAAGUAAUGCUUUGUGGGCAGAGCUCUGAUUCACCUCCAACUCUCAUUGGCUUUUCUAAAACAAACUCACUUUAUUGUUUCACAGCUAGUCAUUAUGGAAAUGAAAAGACAAUAGUAAUGAGGAAACUUUGAAAACAGGGUGCAGAGGAUGGCUGGGUUUCAGUCUGGAAUCAAAGCUGCAACUUGCAUGAACAUUUGUUCCUGUAAAUAAAGCUGCUGUAUCCCUCGAUGUUUACACUGUUUUGAGCCCCAUCUCUGUAGCUGAACCCUUUCUUUGAAACAGAUUUUGUUAGUUCUUCAAAGGUGUACUAACAUCUGUUCUAUUUAAUUUUUAUGCAUUUUGGUGAAGCACUUCAAACUAAGAUGAUGCAUCUGCAUAAAUUCACCAGGACUCAGAAUGACGGGAUAAAAGCAGUUCAACUACACAAAGUAUUUCCUGCCACUUACUCAGUAAUUUCCUUGCAUUAGAAGGUAAGCUCUGUUGGGAAUAUGUCAUUCAUCUUUAAUGUAACAUUAAAUUAUAGGGUCCCCCCCCCCCCGAUCCCUAGGAUGUCAUGUUUAGAGAAAACUGGCAGAACAAAAUAAAAUUGUGUUUUCUAGGAGUUUUGUCAACUCCACGUGGGAAUGUUGUUGUGUACUCUUUGUAACUGGGAAAACAGAAAAAAACAGAACAAUCCCGUAUUUUUUCUACUGAGAUUACAACUGUAAAACUGUAUUUAGAUAUUUAACAAACUGUUGCAAGUAUGCUGGAGAUGUAAGAUAUUUUGCUGAAACUGUAAAAUAAAAAGGUUUAUAUAUUUGGAGGAAA